This is a messenger RNA of Aspergillus calidoustus, 2631 nucleotides long. The record is from the annotation of a GenBank genome assembly. NCBI's taxonomy places the organism in Eukaryota, Fungi, Ascomycota, Eurotiomycetes, Eurotiales, Aspergillaceae.
AUGGCUCCUCUCUUCUCAAAGCGAUUAAGCUGCUUCUACUGCGGCCGUCGCUCUGUACAGCCAAACAAAGGGCUUGUGCGAAAAUGGCGAUGUAAACAUUGCGAAGCUGUAAACUACUUGGACGAGAAUGGAGAAAUCACAGAUCCUCCUACUGCAGAGACGAAUCCCAAUCCCUCUACCCUCGGCCCCUCAAGCCCUGGCUUCGAAUCCGCCGACUUCACGUUGUCCGGCUCUGGCCUGUUCUGUGCUCAGUGUCUCCGCAAUCAACAUCUAUUUACCAGUGCUUUGGCGUCGUAUCUCCCGUCUUCGGACGAUCCAAACUACAGGGCCUAUGAGCGAGACUAUCCUAAAUUUCGAAAGAACCUCGAGGAGCGGUACCCUCAAGUUUGCGACAAGUGUGAACCCCGGGUAAAGGCGCGCAUCCGCCAGACGGGCUAUGAGGCAAAAUCAGACCACCUUCGAAGGAUGAUGGACCGGAGCAAGGCAGGAAAAGCUGCACGGAGAGCACGUCAAUGGAACUGGCGAAGUCUGCUUGUGUUUGUGGGCGCCAUCUGUUAUUGGGCUAGUAUUGCGGGUCAGCUGGCCUGGGACGUGACGAGCGCUCUAACCAUUGAAGAACCGGCUGAUGACAUGGCCGAGUCUCCUUCCGCCGCAUCGCAUGUCCAGAUAUUUCUCGGAUUACACCGUCUACCGCGCCAGUGGCUUGUCGAUCCAGCGCCAUAUGCUGGUUUCGCUCUUGUCGCUGGCAUUCUUUCGCUAUGGUGGAACCCGAAGUUGCGACUGAAGGUCCAAGGGAGAGGCGGUCGCUUCCUGGGUCUUGGUGAGUACUACAAAGUUCAACUUAUAGUCAUGGUUGUCCGAUGCGCCUUUUGGGCUGUCCUCAGAGAUCCUUCCUCCAGUGGUCUUGAUCCUACCCUACCACCGGCUCUCCACUCAUUCAUGGUCCUCUUCACAAUCCUAUCUGUCUUCAUCUCACGGCGCGUAGUGCGCUACGAUACUCGUCCGCUGGUUAACUGGUCUGAGAUAACUCCCACCGCAACUCCAACCCGGAAAUCAGCCACAUCUCCUCAGCCUACCACGAAUGGAAAACAGCCAUUUUACACUCCUCAUGAACGCGCGCAGAAACUUACGCCACGGUUUCCUCUUGAAAAGCUUGCUACCCCGAAAAGCGCUCAUCAAGAACGUGCAAUCCCAACUCCUCCGCCCGAGGUUGACGACAUGGACUGGACACCGUCUAUAAAGAAUGAUCUCCGACCCACUUCAACCAUUCAUCAGAGAGACCAGAUAUCCAGUGCCCUCGAAGGCCCUACACCAUUUUAUGGUUCACUUCCUCCUGUACCGAAACCUCCGUCCUGGAACCUGCGGAACCUGCCCCCACAGCGCCAGAAACCAAUUGAACAAGUCGUCGAGCGGAAUCCCUUUCACCGCAGCCCUCUACAAUCCCCUAAUACAUGGGGACGCAGUACAGGCUCAUCAGAUGCUGCCUUUGCGCAGCCUAAAUUUUUCCCAGUUAGCGACCAUGCUUCAACCGGACUGGAGAAUCUCUUCGAUCGAACUUUCACCAUCAAAUCACCAGAGGACCAUGAGGAUGAGUGGCAAUCACCCCACCACACCAACACAAGGCCCCGGUCUACACAGGCCGCAAACGUACGAGUGGCACUCGUAUCCCAAAUUAUUCGCCUAUGCCUGCUACUUGGUUCUCUCAUCGCAUGGAACCUCUCGCAAUAUAGGCUUGUCUCCAUCCCAGGUGAUUACGUCGAAAUUGCCUCCUUAGGGAGCGCAAGCCUCACUGCCGGCUUCGCCCUUCUAGAGUGUCUGAAGCAACCGAUUCUACAGUGGAAUGGAAUGGAGAUCCUCGUUUAUUUUGCAGAACUGGCUGCAGCCGUCCAUUUGGGAGGGUACUUACCUGGGCCAUCGCAUGAACGUCACUACUUUGAUAGAUAUGGCAAGCUUCUCUUGAUUUUCAUGAUCGCCCAAGAAGUAUUAGCUGUGGCAACUCUCUAUCGUGCUGCUUCAAACUCCGGUUCGUUGCGAGACCAACAACCGCACCGUCCGUUUUCUCCAACUGCCAACAGUAUGGACGGCUCACCAAGGUCAAGGGCAAGCAAGCACACUGAAUACCAUUCCUUCUCAUCUCCAAUCUCCUCCACUGGACCCUCAACACUCUCUUUUUCCUCUACAGCGGCCGGCUCAAGUUUCAUGACGCACCAGCCAGAACCUCAGUACCAACUUCCAUCCCAACCGUACGACAAAAACAACGCCUCGUUCUACCACAAUAAAAAUGAUCACAGCUUCAGCUUGAAGAGCCUUAAACGCCAAGAAGCCAAUGCCUCCGACUACGACAACGAUCGCGAGUCGGACACGGAAACAACGAUGACGUCCGCCACAAAUGCAACAAACAACACAAUAAGAAAUAUCCGUUACGGAGGCACCAGCAUUAGCACCAGCAUAAGCACCAUAAACAAUGCCCUUUACUCCCCAAAGCGCUCUGAUCUCGGACCUGGGAUUGGCGGCCUCAGUCUUGAGGAUAGCAUCGACAGACCCUCCAAACGCAUGACACGGAGCCAGUCUCAGAGACUUCCGGGUCAGGGUCAGUUGGCUAAUGGAGUCCGCAGGAGGGGGCUUCCUUAG